This is a messenger RNA of Uranotaenia lowii, 2151 nucleotides long. RefSeq lists its product as uncharacterized. The transcript is spliced from 3 exons. Gene Ontology annotation, biological process: proteolysis. Lineage: Eukaryota; Metazoa; Arthropoda; Insecta; Diptera; Culicidae. The record is from RefSeq and is a predicted model, not a curated record. Gene Ontology annotation, molecular function: zinc ion binding; nucleic acid binding; aspartic-type endopeptidase activity. Bases 219 to 2108 code for a protein of 629 amino acids.
UAAUUUACCCUAGAAAGAAAACACAGUUCACUAAGUGACUGUGUUCCGCAUGUUGGGCAAAAUUGCCGUCAAGCUGAGUAGUCCAUGAGAAGAGUGCAGGAAAUUGAGUGACGAUUGGUUUGUUUAUAUUUGGUGUUUGGGAACGCAAUUUCGAAAUCGGUAAAGUGUUUGAAAAUUGAAAUAUCUAGAAGAAAGAAACGAAUCACGGUCUCGAGAAAAUGGAGGAUGGAAGGCCAAUCCCACCGUUCCGGUGCAACCAAAUUGAAACCGGUAGAUUGGCUAAGGAAUGGCGUUCCUGGAAAGACGCUUUGGAAUGCUACUUCGCUGCAUAUGGCAUAAUGGAUCAGCAAACUAUGAAGGCCAAGCUUUUGCACCUUGGGGGACCAGCACUUCAAACGGUCUUCAAAAAUCUUAAGGACAAAGACCACGUACCGAUGGUUUGCUUGGUGCCGAGAUACUAUGACGCUGCCAUAGAGAAAUUGGACGAUUUCUUCGAGCCACAACACCAGUGCACUUCGGAGAGGAGCAAGCUCCGGAAGAUGAAGCAAAGCCCGGGAGAAAGAUUUGCUGAUUACAUUAUCCGGUUGAAACAGCAAGUUACUGAAUGUGGGUUUGAUAAAUAUGGCAGCGAAAUACAGGGUAUCCUGACCGAUAUUUAUCUAACGGAUGUAGUCCUAGAAGGAUGCAGGUCUAACGAAGUACGCAGACGAAUUUUGAUGAAGGAUCUUGCUUUCGCGGAAAUCGAAGCCCUGGGUGUUUCGCAAGAAGGUAUCGACCAGCAGAUUGAGGCCAUUUCCAACGACCAGCAUCCCAGCGUUAAUUACACCGGACAGCAACAAUCCAAACGACAAAUAGGUAAAAUACCCGGAAAACGCUUCCAAGAACGGAAAAGAUACGAUGAUCAAGUUGACUCCAGGAUCUGUUUUAACUGCGGGAAAAAAGGGCAUAUUAGUAAAUCCCGCUGGUGUUUGGCAAGGGGUAAAGAAUGUCGAAAGUGCCGCCGUUACGGUCAUUUAGAGGAAUGUUGUCGACAGAAUACACAACCUAGGAACCAGAAUCAGGUUCGGCUGGUUGAAGAAAAUGUUGCGAAAGAAACUAAUUCGAAUCAACAACCCGGAAACUCAGAAACACCGGAAAAGGUAUAUUACGCAUUUUAUUCCGGGAAUGAAUCCAACGUGAUUCCGUGCACGAUCGGAGGCAUUGACCUUGAGAUGCUUGUCGAUUCGGGGGCAGACGCAAACUUAAUCAGCGAUUCUGUGUGGCAUUCGAUGAAAGGUAAGCAAGUUAAAGUUAAAUCCUCAACUAGAGGAAGCAACAAAAUUUUACGAUCAUACGGAAGGGAUGAUCCUUUGAUCAUACUCGGAUCAUUCUGGGCCAACAUUAUAGUUGGAAACAAGAACAUCGAUGCUGAGUUCUUGGUCGUACAAGGAGGACAGAGAUGUCUACUAGGAGACAAAACUGCUAAGGACCUAGGUGUUCUGAAAGUUGGGUUAGCAGUUAAUCAGGUGGAGAGAUCAUUGCGUCCUUUCACCAAGAUCAGCGGUGUACAGGCGAAAAUUCGCAUGAAAUCGGAUGCUGUCCCAGUUUUUCAACCAAUGCGUCGCAUCCCAUUGCCCUUAGAAGCCGCCGUCAGCCGUAAGCUGGAUGAAUUGAUUAAGAGAGAUAUUAUCGAGGUGAAGGAAGGUCCAACAAGCUGGGUAUCUCCGCUCGUUGUUGUUGGAAAAGCCAACGGCGAACCUAGACUUUGCCUAGACUUGCGUCGAGUCAAUGAGAAUAUCAUACGGGAACAUCACCCUAUGCCGGUGGUCGACGAUUACUUGGCCCGUUUGGGUAGAGGCAAAAUUUGGAGCAAAUUAGACAUCCGAGAAGCUUUCUUACAAAUAGAACUAGCAGAAGAUUCGAAGGACAUAACAACGUUUAUAACGUCGCGAGGAUUAUUCCGAUUCAAACGCUUGUGCUUCGGUCUAGCAACGGCUCCCGAGUUAUUCCAAAAGGCUAUGGACGAAAUCCUUUCCGGCUGUCCUGGAACACAUUGGUACUUAGACGACGUUAUUAUUGAAGGUGUAGAUUUGAAGGAGCACGACGAGCGCCUUGAAGAGGUACAGUAACGUUUUGCAUUGUCGUUUAUUUUUUUUUAUAUAUCUUGAAUUG